UUUCACUGGAAUAGAGAGCAAGUGUCGAGAAAAAAAAACUGCAAGUGCUCGAAAAGUACCGAAAAAAUUAAACUAGUUGAGAGAGAGAGAGAGAGAGAGAGAGAAAGAGAGAGUGUGUGAGAGAGAGAGAAUGGAAUGACUGAUGACGUCGAGAAUGAAAAAAUUUAGUUGUUUGUUGAAAGUGAAGAAAAAGGAGCGAAGUAUAACAACAGUGAGAGAGCGUUACGUGCGCGUGUUGCAAUGCUUCGGUUUACCUUUUUGCAAUUCGUCCGAAAAGAAUACGCGGCUCACUGUGCACACGCGCUGAUGUCGCUACUGCUAAAUACGAAUUGUACUCGCGUUCGUGCUCGUGGGUGCAAGCAAUACGUCCAUUUAUUACGCAUUAUCUAUUAGGUUAUCAGCAAUUUAUAACAACCUUCGCGGGAAUUCACUUUAAUUGGCUGAAAUUUUUCGCAGUCGUCAGUUCAUUUUUUUCUGUCAUUCGCACACGUCAGCCAUGUACCGCGACGAGAAAGACGAUCGGACAUUAGAAUGGUGGCCGGUGAAACACGAAUGGUCGAUCUACGUGAUGUUCGCCGGCUACCUGUACUUUGUACUGCGCUGUGGCCCACGUUUCAUGGAAAAAAGGCCAGCGUACAGCCUGAAAACGUUCAUCAAAUACUACAAUAUCUUUCAAAUCGUGUACAACGCAUGGAUCGUAUACUCGUGCGUCAAAUAUGGUCUUUUCUCAGACAUUGGUUUUGGCUGUGUCUUUGUCGACAGAUCUACCACCGGUGUACCCAUGGACUUGGCCAACCUGUUCUAUUGGGUACUCCUACUAAAAAUCAUCGAUAUGGUCGAGACUGUUGUGUUUGUAUUGAGGAAAAAGCAAAGACAAGUGUCGUUCCUUCACGUUUAUCAUCACAUCUCAACGAUAUACAUCACGCAAAUGUCAGUUAAGUUCUAUCCAGGUGGUAUGGCGACGGUACCCAUGGCUGUUAACUCCACUAUCCACGUGAUUAUGUACACCUACUAUUAUCUCAGCAGUUUAGGCCCCAAAGUUCAGCGAGUCAUCAACCCUAUUAAGCCUUACAUCACUAUCAUGCAGAUGGUGCAAUUUUUCUUCCUUUUGGGCCACACAGUACAGGCUUUCUUCCCAAGCUGUGUUGUACCUCAGUGGGGUGCUAUUGUUAUGUUCACCAAUCUUGUUAUCAACUUUACCCUGUUCUACAACUUCUAUAGGAAAAAUUAUAAAAACAAAACUGACAAACCAAAGAAGAGUUAAAGUUUCAAAUAUAUUGAACACUAUAAGCCAAAUUUUAAUGUAUUGUAGUUUACUAAAAAAGAAAACCAAGUGACUACCAAUUUUUCUACAGUACUACAAUUACAAUUUAGCUUGUUACGACAUGAUUGAUACAUUAUCAAGUCUGUCAAGUUACUUUAAGAUUUUAAAACAAUCUAUUCAAGUAACUGCUCAUUUAAAUAUAAAAAAAUACUUAUUCAUAUCAAUUUCAACUCGACUGUCAAACUAGGGGUAAGACAUUUCAAAAUUAAAUAGGAACAAAACUUGAUGUAAUAUGAUUGUGUAAAACUUAGCAAACAAAAAGAAUAAGUUAUUCAUUCAAAAGUCUUAUACCAACAAGUAUAGAUAAAUUAUGUGACAUUAAUGUACCUAUUUCAUUUUAGUAGUUGAUUAAUCAUAAACAAUCGUAACAUUGAAAAUGGUUGUUUGCGAAUGGACCUCAUGACAUUAUUGCAUAACCAGAUAACCAAUCAACGAGUUAAGAGCUUUUGUAUAUUUUUUCAAUCAUAAUUUAAGAAAACACACUGAAUUAUGUAAAUAUUUGAAUGAAAAUGCCAAAUGUAAAUAAUUUAAGUGUUAGAUAGAAUGUCAGGUUUUCAAUUCACACAAGAUUCUGAACUUUAUAUAUAAAAGAAAGCAAUAAAUCUUCAAAUUGAAAGUAAGAAACUAAAUUAAAUACAAUCAAUUCUUGACUGUUGAUAAAUUUAUAGAACUCUAUCUAAUUUAUUCUGUAAUAAUAGUUGCAAAUUCUUGAUAUUCUGUGAAAUAAAAGAAUAUAAAAGAUGUAUCAAUAAAAAUUGAAUUGUAAAACUUGUAAAAAGAAGUGUUAACACAUAAAAAUUCUACAACAA
This is a messenger RNA of Phymastichus coffea, 2133 nucleotides long. RefSeq names its product elongation of very long chain fatty acids protein 4-like. Gene Ontology annotation, cellular component: endoplasmic reticulum membrane. NCBI's taxonomy places the organism in Eukaryota, Metazoa, Arthropoda, Insecta, Hymenoptera, Eulophidae. The transcript is spliced from 4 exons. Gene Ontology annotation, biological process: fatty acid elongation, polyunsaturated fatty acid; very long-chain fatty acid biosynthetic process; fatty acid elongation, monounsaturated fatty acid. Gene Ontology annotation, molecular function: fatty acid elongase activity. Bases 497 to 1264 code for a protein of 255 amino acids. The record is from RefSeq and is a predicted model, not a curated record.